Molecule: messenger RNA, 506 nt
Organism: Clunio marinus
Lineage: Eukaryota; Metazoa; Arthropoda; Insecta; Diptera; Chironomidae
Source: the annotation of a GenBank genome assembly
UAGUGGCAGAUGAUAAAAUAAAUUAUCAGUAAUUACUUGAAAGAACUUUGAAUAAAUUUUGUUUUAUACAAAUGCUUUAAACGCCGUGACGCGAUGUGGUUAUCUUCAAAUUUUGUAGCUUUUUCGGCGUUCGCACUUAUUUUGUUAGCUUCAAAUUACUGUUUUAGUUAUGUGAUAAGAGACAAAAGUGUGCUUGUAGGGGAAAGCAAAUCCUUCUCACCUUAUUUCGCAGCUUUUAGUGAAGAUUACAAAAAGAAGAUGAGAGAAUACGAGAGAUUAAGGCAACAAUUAAUGCACUUUAAAAUGAUUGACUGGAAUGUGGUAGUUUUGACAGGAAUUGGUUCAGAUUCUUCCUCUCAAGACUGAUCAAUCAAGUCUUUUGUAACAAUAUAGGAAGUAGGAUAAUAAGUCUAUGUUUGAAUAAAUUGAAACGCCAAUAAAUGAGAUCUGAAAAUAAUAAAUUACAAGUGUAACGUCUUGAAACUGUAGACAAUAUUUCAAUAGAG